GUUAGGGGAGGAGAGGAGAGGACGUCAUGUUGAUGAAACGAAACUGAAGGUUCAGAGAAACCAAAGCCAUCCAACGUGGAAUCAGUUCUGUUUCAGAAGAAAAUCAAUCUCAUUUUGGACAAAAAUUGUCAGACGGACAGAAACAACGACAAGGAAUGGCCUCUGCUAACACUUCUUGGUCUGAAGAGAACUUUUCAUGUUCCAUCUGUCUGGAUGUGUUCAACAGUCCAGUUACCACACCAUGUGGACACAACUUCUGCAGAACCUGUAUUACUAAGUUCUGGGAUGAAAAAGGCCAGUACAAAUGUCCGGUUUGCAACAUGCGUUUCUACCCAAGACCUGAUCUACGUGUCAAUAUCCUCUUAUCAGAGAUGGUUGAUCGGUUUGGAACGUCCGUACUAGUUAAAGAGCAACCUCAUGUUGAACCAGGAGAAGUUCCCUGUGACGUCUGUACUGGGACACAGCUGAAGGCUGUGAAGUCCUGCCUAGUGUGUUUUAUGUCUUUCUGCCAAACCCACCUGGAGCCACAUCAGAGAUUCGCAGUCCUGAAGAAACAUCGGCUUGUCGAGCCUAUGGACCGUCUGGAAGACAGGAUGUGUAAGGAACACGACCGACUUCUGGAGCUCUUCUGCAAGACUGAACAGGUGUGUGUGUGUCAGUUCUGCAGAGAGACAGACCACAAGUCCCAUCCUGUUGUACCUCUAAAGGGGGAAUAUGAAGUGAAGAUGGCCCAGCUGCGGAAGAUAGAAGCUGAAGUUCUGCCGAUGAUCCAGGAGAGAAAACGUAAGAUUAAGGAGAUCAAAGACACAGUUAAACGUAGCAAAGCAGCUGCAGACAGAGAGAUAGCCAAAGGUGUGCAGAUCCUCACUGCUCUGAAGCGCUGCAUUGAAAAGCACCGGUACAAUCUCAACAAAACGGUUGAAGAGAAACUGAAAUCCACACAGAAACAAGCUGAAGACCUCAUCAAAGAGCUGGAGCAGGAAAUAGAAGAUCUGACCAUUAGAAGCAUAGAUAUGAAACCACUCUCACACACUAAAGACCACCUCCACUUCCUCCAGACCUUCAGAUCCCUGAAGGAUCCUCCACCCACCAGGGACUGGACCACGGUGGAGGUCCGUCCUCCGUCAUACGUAGGGAACUUGAGGAGAUCCCUGGAUCAGCUGGAGGAGACACUGAACAUGGAGAUGAAGAAGCUGUGUGAUGAUGCUGAACUGAAGAGGGUCCAGCAGUAUGAAGUAGAUGUGACUCUGGAUCCGGAUACAGCUAAUCCCCUGCUAAUUUUGACUGAGGAUUGGAAACAAGUAUAUAAUGGAAAUGUAGUGAGGGAACUCCCGGGCCACCCUAAGAGAUUUACAAAUCAUACAUUUGUUCUCACGAGGCAGAGCUUCUUCUCAGGGAGAUUUUAUUUUGAGGUCCAGGUUAAAGACAAGACUUCAUGGCGUUUAGGAGUGGCCAGAGAGUCUAUCAAUAGAAAAGGUGCGAUCAUGAUGACCCCUGAGAAAGGUUACUGGAAUAUUUACUUUAACAAGGAUGGGUUGGUAUUUAAUGAUGCCCCUGAUGUCCGUCUCCCUCUGAGAGCUGAGCUCCAGAAGGUGGGGGUGUUUGUUGAUUAUGAUGAGGGUGUGGUCUCCUUCUAUGAUGUAGAAGCCAGGGUUCAUCUCUACUCUGCUACCGGCUGCACCUUUAGAGAGCCCCUCUAUCCAUUCCUCUGUCCUGGUUUACGUAAUGGAGGAAUACGUAAUAAAAACGCUGCCCCCCUGAUCAUCUCACCUGUCAAUCAAACAGACUAGGACUUUUGUUUGAUGAUAAAACAACCCAAACAAUUAAUGUUGUUUUUCUGAAUAAGAAUACCAUGUGACAUCUGAGAGAACUGCAUUCAUAUCGCACUAUUCACUGUUUUUUAACAAGGAUAAAUUCCAUCAGCCAUUAAUACUUUGUACUAUAACAAUUGUAAUCCAUUAUAGCUGGUAAAACUACACUAUAUUGUUCAAUGUGUUCUUUCCUGAAGGCUGUUUAUACAUUUAAAGAUAUAAAAUUGGGAUUUCAGAAAAUAUUGAAAAUGUGAAUUAUUAAUUUUUACUAACAUUAUCGAUAGUUUUUUUUAACCAAAUACUUAUAUUUGUUUAUUAUUUUGCAUCAUUUUUGACGACACAAUACAUUGUUUGUACACUUUUCUUAUUUUAAUAAAAAGUAGAAUGGGGCCAUUUUGUUCUCACAAUAUGCA
Gadus macrocephalus (Pacific cod) is the source of this 2224-nucleotide messenger RNA. Its product is annotated as E3 ubiquitin-protein ligase TRIM21-like. NCBI's taxonomy places the organism in Eukaryota, Metazoa, Chordata, Actinopteri, Gadiformes, Gadidae. Gene Ontology annotation, molecular function: protein binding; zinc ion binding. The coding region runs from base 156 to 1790 and encodes 544 amino acids. The transcript is spliced from 2 exons. The record is from RefSeq and is a predicted model, not a curated record.